Messenger RNA from Zea mays, 2411 nucleotides. RefSeq lists its product as uncharacterized. The record is from RefSeq and is a predicted model, not a curated record. The transcript has 2 exons. Bases 160 to 1464 code for a protein of 434 amino acids. NCBI's taxonomy places the organism in Eukaryota, Viridiplantae, Streptophyta, Magnoliopsida, Poales, Poaceae.
GUACUCUGUGCAUCCACAUCUCGCCGUCACAUGCUUCUGAUUGUUGUUGUUGUAUAUAUGUGCUCGAUUAGUUGGCUUAACAGUUGCUGUAAGCAAGCAGCGAUCCAGCCUGGGUGAUCUUCGUUUCUGUUUCUGCUGCCACUGCCGCCGGGUACAUGCAUGGCUAAUUUCGGUCCUCAUCAACUAGGGGAUACCCGCUUGGUGGAGCCAAGAGUCGCCGCCGGACGGCUGCUGGACUUCUGGAACGCAUGGGCAACGGAGAUCCUCGUAAUCCUGAGCCUCACGCAGCAGGUGGCCCUCCUCUUCUUCUCCGGGAUCCGCCGGCAGCAAGGCCGCAGCCUCAAGAGGCUCUUCCUCUGGCUGGCAUACCAGUUGGCGGACAGCACCGCCAUUUACGCCCUCGGCACCCUCUCCCUCAUUAGCACCCUGCGGCAGCACCGGCUGGUCGCCUUCUGGGCGCCCUUCCUGCUGCUGCACCUCGCUGGCCCUGACAACAUCACGGCCUACUCCCUCGAGGACAACAAGCUGUGGAAGCGCCACCUGCUGACUCUCGUGGUGCAGGUGCUGGGAGCAGGGUACGUCAUCUACAACCAUAUCGCCGGCGGUGGGAUCCUCUUCUCGCUGGGUGCAGCCUUGAUGACAGCUGUCGCGGUCGCCAAGUUCUGUGAGAAGAGAUGGGCUCUCCGGUGCGCCAACUUCGGCGUCAUCCGGGAGUCUUUGGAGGCGGAGGACGCCGAGCAGCUCGGAAAAUGUGCUCUUUACCUGGAGGGCAGAGCGCCUCGAGGAGGGUUCAAAGGGAAGGUGGUGGAGAAGGAAGAGUUCCUCAUGCUGCGCACGCACGCCGUGUUCCGCGUCUGCAUGUCCGCCAUGGUGGAUUCCUCGGAGAACCCGGGGAGCUACAUAGUUGACAUACUUAGGUACCUGAAGGAGAAGGAGAUGAGGUACAUGUGGACGCUGGUGGAGAUGGAGCUGUCGCUGAUGUACGACAUCCUGUACACCAAGGCGCCCGUGCUCCACACUCUGCCUGGCUACUGCAUCCGCGUCGUGUCGCCGCUCGCCGUGGUUGCUUCCCUCCUGCUGUUCCAGUUCUACGGCAGGGAGGAGGGGGACAGGACCGCGGACGUCGCCAUCACCUACGCCUUGCUGGGCAGUGCCUUCCUCAUGGAGACGACGGCGCUGCUGAGCGCGCUCUGGUCUACCUGGACGUUCUUCUUUCUUUGCGCGACGCGGUGGAGUGGUCUUCGGCACUCUGCCCUGUGUCUGAAGCGGUGGCACCGGCUUCGUCGCAUGAUCCUGUCGCUCCGCCGGCUUGCCCACAGCACUGGAAUUGCUGGCUUCUUCAGGCUGUCAAGGAGGUGGACGGGCACCAUGGGGCAGUACAACAUGUUAAAGAUGUGCACUGCGAAACCUGGUUGGUUGGCACUUGGCAGGCUAUGGCAUGCCGGCUGUUGGUGUUCCAGAUAGCUUGAAAGACUCGGUGGUCACUUGCAUUUGCAUAGAGCACAUGGUCAAACGUGCGCACAUCAACACACCAGGAAUGGUCAGAGCGAGUUGGGGCACGGAGACACUGCGGAGCUGGCAGGAGGAGAAAGGCAUUAGUAUUGAUAGCAAGUUCCUUGGUUCUGAGCUCCAAGAGGGGAUCAUCAUCUGGCACAUUGCCACUGACGUCUUCCUCGCCAGAAGGCAGGCUGAGAUCGAGGGCCGAGAUAAAGUGGAGGAAGUGUAGGUACUGUCCAACUACAUGAUGUUCCUCCUCGUCAAGCGACCUGACAUGGUGCCGGGCAUUGCUCAGAACAAGCUGUACCAGUGGACCAAGAGGAGUGGACCAAGAGGAGCUUGGCCACCAACGUAGCUAAUUCUGACGUCGUCAAUCCUGCCAGCGCCCUAUACGACAUGGAUAUCACCGGAGUUCAGGGGCAUCGUCUGGGGCUAGCAAUCAAGCUGGCUAGAAAUCUGGUAAACACCAAGAACGCGCUGGAACUGGUCUACGAGGUCUGGGUCGAUUUUCUAAUCUACACAGCCAACCGGUGCAGCAGGGAGUCACAUGCCAAGAAGCUCAACAGUGGUGGUGAGUUCACAACCCUUGUAUGGCUUAUGGCGGACCACCUUCACCAAGUGGCCGUCAACACGUUUGUUUGCGCUCUUUUGGGGCGAAGACAAAGACGCUACCCUUCGCUUCAAUCCUUCGUCAACCUCGUUGUACCAACGGAAGCAAAACGACCGGCGAGGUCCACCCUUCGUCCUCUACAGUGCAAGAUGAAGGCCUACAACGGAGUCGCCCCUUCCCUCGCCCUCACCCAACCUGGAGGCCCACGUGAGAUUCGACCCAUUGUAAUAGGCCCCGCACAGAGAGCGUGUGUUACGGGCCCGAUUUGUAAUGGCUUUUCUGUAAUGAUAGUCUGUAACCCUCC